GUUAAAUUGCGGCGGCUGCGCUCCGUUCGCUUCAGUUCGACAUCACCUCGACGACGGAGCCAUGGCGCCCGAGUGGAACUCCUCUCUCUGGAUGGAUGUGUUCGACGAGCUGCUGGACACGGAACUGGACAAUGACGACCAGUGGGCCUUCACCUUCAACUACGGGAUGGAACCAAAGCUGACAGAGCAGGAGAAACGGCGGGGCUGGAAAACAUGCCAGCGGAGUAUUCAAGCCGAGUUCACCUGCUCGAACUGCUCAAAAUGGUGGCCGUCGGGCCGAAGUACAAUUCUGUUCCGCUACAGACUGCAGUCCAAUGGCUCUGGAACGAUCAUCAUGAGGCCACUGAAGCAGGCAUGUCGUAAAUGCCAAGGACAGUAUGAACUCCCUGGCUUUCGUGAGGAAACUGUCCGAAUCUGCCUUCUUGUUUUAAUUUCAAAAAUUAAGAGAAACUGCUAUGGUGAUAAAAGUUCAAACGGCAACAAGGACAAGUGUGUCAAACCUGUCUGGACAAAGCCACACGAGGUGUCCUUCUGUGAAGCGUGCCGGCUUGGCAUCUGCUGCCAAGAUAAAUAAGGAUUGUAACAUUUGUAAAAACUUGUUCAAGUGCCAAC
Molecule: messenger RNA, 612 nt
Organism: Erpetoichthys calabaricus (reedfish)
Lineage: Eukaryota; Metazoa; Chordata; Cladistia; Polypteriformes; Polypteridae
Product: receptor-transporting protein 3-like
Exons: 3
Coding region: 62-574 (170 amino acids)
Biological process (GO): protein targeting to membrane; protein insertion into membrane
Molecular function (GO): olfactory receptor binding
Source: RefSeq, a predicted model, not a curated record